This is a messenger RNA of Melanaphis sacchari, 729 nucleotides long. RefSeq names its product 39S ribosomal protein L12, mitochondrial (gene mRpL12). Gene Ontology annotation, cellular component: mitochondrial large ribosomal subunit; ribosome. The transcript has 4 exons. Gene Ontology annotation, biological process: translation; mitochondrial transcription. The record is from RefSeq and is a predicted model, not a curated record. NCBI's taxonomy places the organism in Eukaryota, Metazoa, Arthropoda, Insecta, Hemiptera, Aphididae. The coding region runs from base 144 to 674 and encodes 176 amino acids. Gene Ontology annotation, molecular function: structural constituent of ribosome.
UUUAGGUUAGUUUAUUCGGUCCAGAAAAACCGAAGGCUUUCAAGUUUCAAUCGAAUUUCUUAUUUUCUUAUCGACUUUUUUUUGAAUAUCAAUUUAUUAUUAAUUAGUAAUAACCAUUUUUCAUAAAUAAUUAUCUAGUUAAAAUGUUGUUUAACACUCCCAUUCGUAUGCUUGGCCGACAUCUACGACCUUUGUCGAAGAAAACAUUAAGAAUGUACUCUGCCGCUACACAGCCACUGACUGUACCAGAACCAGACGGAAGCUCUUUGACAAGUUCUCCCAAGUUAGAAAAACUAUAUACAGAAAUCACUUCCUUAACGAUGGUUGAAGUUUCAGAGUUUACUGAAUUAUUAAAAGUUCGCCUUAACCUAAAAGACAUUCCCAUGGGAGCAAUGGUCAGCGCUCCAGCUGCAGCAGCACAAGAAGAAGAAGAAGACGAAGUAGCUGCAACAGUCAAAACAAGUUUCACCGUUAAACUUAUGAAAUUCGAUGAAAAGCAAAAGGUUGCUUUAAUAAAAGAAGUAAAAAACUUAUUGGAAGGCAUGAAUUUAGUACAGGCUAAAAAGUUUGUUGAAAGUGCCCCUACAGUUAUCAAAUCAGAUAUUGGUAAAGAUGAAGCAGAGAAAUUAAAAGAAGCAUUUACUAAAGUAGGAGCUGAAUGUGUAAUUGACUAAAUUUUACAUAUUUGUUAUAUUAUUAUAAUAUAUAAUUAUUUUUAAUUUCACAAAA